AUGAGUAAAGAAUCAAAGAUGACUAUGGAAGUGUACAAUGCAGUGUUACUUACAGCAGGAGCAGUUGGUAUAUCAAUGGCAUCAAAGAAACUACUGAAAGAACCAUUAGGUACCCCAGAGAAUGUAAAAGGAAUGGCGAAGUUAGCUAUUUCAGUUAGUCUUUCAUCUCUACUGGUCUCUUACCUGAAAGAAAAGAAGUAUCUACCAGAUGAUCCAUUCAAAACCUAG
Molecule: messenger RNA, 228 nt
Organism: Paramuricea clavata
Lineage: Eukaryota; Metazoa; Cnidaria; Anthozoa; Malacalcyonacea; Plexauridae
Source: the annotation of a GenBank genome assembly